Molecule: messenger RNA, 7219 nt
Organism: Chlamydomonas reinhardtii
Lineage: Eukaryota; Viridiplantae; Chlorophyta; Chlorophyceae; Chlamydomonadales; Chlamydomonadaceae
Exons: 3
Coding region: 214-6330 (2038 amino acids)
Source: RefSeq, a predicted model, not a curated record
GUAGCAGUAGCACGUCCCAACCAACAAGUACGUACGUUGUCUUGCACGCUUCCGCGCCGCUCCACCGCUUUUGACCUUGGCUUCCUUUCUGCUCGGCUCAGGCCUCCGAACGCUCCAGGGCAGCCAGCCGGAGCGUGGCAAGGUUACGGCCCAGCUCUGGCGAGCAUGUCAACCGGCCUGGCGCUUGCCGCUGCGUAGCAUACACCGACAGCAAUGCAGCUCGGGCCGCCUGCGGCGCAGCAGCGCUACACCGUUCACGUUGUGAGUAGCUCAAGCGGCAGCAGGUGUAGCUCGCGUGGCAGGCACAGCGCAUGCUCCUCUGUUGCGAGCGACACGGGCGAGGCUGCGAACAGCGCGCCUUCCUCCGCGCUGCCGGCUUGGCUGCGUUCGCAGCUGUGCUUCGAGUUGCUCGCGCCGGCGCCUGCUGCAGAGCCAGCACAAGCAAGCUCACAAGCUUCCGCCGCCCUUGUCGACCAACAGCAGCCGCAGCAGCCGCGGCCUGAACCGCAGCCGCGCUCGCAGGAGCUUGUGGCAGUCUGGCACGCGCCGUCUGCCGACGUCGCAGCUGCAGCAGAUGAGGCCGCAGCUAGUGACCAGCCGGCGCGCCUGCCCGCCAUGUGGGUCAGGCGCCACGGCUGCCUGCUGCAGGCCCUGGGCUGCUGCGCCGCAGGGGACGUGGUGCUGCUUCUGGGGGGCGUGCAUGACAUAACACACCAGCACCAGCGCCACCGCCUAAAGCAGGAGCGCCAACAGCAGCAGGAGCUGCUUCCCAAGGAGCAGGUGCAGCAGGAGAUGCAGGAGCAGCAGGAGCGUCCCUCAGGCGAUAUGGGUCAAGGGGCGUGGGCCACGGACGCCGCUGCCGGGCCUGCCUGGAUCGCUCCCAUGGCGCUAGGCGAUGUGGUCAUUCCGGCGGGCGUCACACUGCUUGGGGAGAACCCUGCCGAUCCCUCACAUGCCAUGAUCCGCCACUCCGGCCUGUGCGUGGGUGCCUCAGCGUCGCUGCUGCCUGGCCCUGCGCCGGCGUCACGCCUGGUCACGUGCGCCAUCGGCGUCACGCUCGUCCACGUGUGCCAAGGCGGCGCGCAGCCCGCACAGACGCCUUCGCAGCCGCAGGCACCGCCGGGCGAAGCGGCCCCGGCUGCCGCGCUCUCCGUGGCGUGCGGCCGGCUGUCCAUGCGCGGCUGCAACGUGCAACUGGGUGCUGGCGGCGGCGGCGGCGGCGGCGGCGGCGUGGGCAUCUGGGUCGGGCCCGGUUGUGGGCUGGAGCUGAGACACAGCCACAUGUGCGGCACUGCCCAGGUUGGCAUUCUGGUGUGUGUGGGCGCAUCGGUGUGCCUCGUCGGCACCGCUUGUCGUGUGACCGGUCGCGCGGUGGUCGCCAUGCAAGCAGCUGCGGCGCAGCCAGCACCGCAGCCAGCGCCGCAGCCAGCACCGCAGCCAGCGCCGCAGCCAGCGCCGCAGCCAGCGCCGCAGCCGGAGCCGCAUCCUGAACCUGAACCUGCACAGUCGCAGCUGCAGGAUGCUGAGGCGGCCACGCAGUCAUCCGCUGCGGUGGGUGCGGCGCGCGGCCGCGCCAUGAGUAAUAGUGGCCAGGUGCCGCCGCCGGCUUCGGUCGCGCCCGUGGCGCCGACGCUGCUGGUCGGUCAGGAGUGCAUCCUGUCAGCGGCAGGGCUGGAUGGGGGUAGCAGCAGUGCCAGCGCCGGCGAUGGUGCCGGCGGCAGCGGCGGCCGCGGCAGAGCGGAGGCGUACACCGUCCUGCUGCUUCGGCCCGCUGCCACGCGCGGCGCCGACGCCGGCGCUGCCCGCCAGGCCGCGGCGUCACCGCUGCGGGGCUGUCGUGUGUGCAUCCACCCUGACGUGGUCUUUGCCGGGCAGCAGCCCACCGCCCGCCCAGCCGCGGCGCCGCAGGCUACCGCUGUCGAGCAGCAACAGCCGCCACAGCCGCCACAGGCGGAGCGGCACGCCGCCGCCGACGUCGCCGCCGCCGCCGCCUCCACGCAACGCCCGCGCGUCCUCCGGCUCCGCGGCAGCUCCGCAGCGCCGUUCAGCCUCGGCGUCGCGACGCGGGUCCCCUGCGAAGCCGCAGGCAGCGCCAGCGGCGCUGCCUCAUCCUGGCCCAUUACCGGCGUGGGGCUGGUGUCAACGAAACGCUUUCCGUUGGCGCUGGGCGACCGCGGCGGCGCGGUGCCCAGCACCUGGCUCGUGUUCGGGGUCGCGGGCGGAAGCCAAGCGGUGGCGAGGCUGCCUCGUGAGCUCGGCGGCUGGGUGCCGGCUGCGGGCCUCAUCCCACUCAUCAACUCGGUGGCGGCCUCGUACGCUGCCGCCCACCCCGCGGCACCCGCGGUGGUGGCGUCUGCGCCAGCCCUGGCCAGCGCCGCUUCUGCGGGAGCGGGCGCGGGUGCCGGUCACGGCGCCGGCAGCAUCCACGCGGGUGCCACGCCGGCACACGCCCCGUCGCCACCCUUGCUCCAGCAGGCAGUAAGUGGGGCGGCUGUCGACUGCAGCGGUACACACGGCUGCAGCGGUGUACGGCAGUCGGCGUCGGUCGUGGUCGCGCCCGCGCCGCCAAACUACACCACGCCCCUGCGCCCGCUCCGCCGCCGUGGCUGCUUCUCGCCUCAAGGCGCGGGUCAGUCAGCCCUCCCAUGCACCAGCGCUGCCGCGGCCCCGGCCGACAGCAAUGCCGACGGCGCGACUCAGAGCAGCAGCGGCGGCGUUUCCACAAUGCGGCGGUCCGUGCUUGGGAGCGAGGGCGCGGCUCAGAGCAGCAGCGGCGGCGUGACUGAGAUGCUGCGCUCCGUGCUUGACAGCGCGGCGAGGACGCGUGCACCCGCGGCUUCGCCAGGGGUGGGAGGCAGCGGAAAUGCCAGUGACCGCGUUGAGCUGGCAUCCAGCGUAACACGCCCCUCGCCCAUUCCCUUUCGCAACCCGGGCCGUGCGCUGCGUUCUGCUGAGCUUCAGGCGGCCGGGGAAGAUAGCGCCGGGCGAGCCGGAAUCGGUGCGGCAGGCACGGCAGCCGCUGGUCCCGGCCGGAACGGUGUGAGCGGAUGCGUUGCGGUGUGCCCAACCGCCCAGCUUCCAACUCCCGCCAUCCCCACUUUGCAGUCAGAGCGGUGCUGUAAAGGAAGCGGCACCGAUGCAGUCGGAACAGCUGAACGCCUGGUGGCGGUCGGCGGCAGCGGCGGCGGCUGCAGCCGUGCGCGUGUUGCGGCCACAGCGGCGGAGGUGUCGCGCGCCGUGGCUCGGGCACACGGGGCGGAGGGGCCGUUGCCUUCGCCACCUCCCGGCCCGGAGAGGUCGUGCGGCCACGCCAGCCCUGCGCUGGCAGCAGCGCCCGGCGCCGCCUCGCCCACCGCCGCGCCACAGCCGCAGCAGCAGUGGAUGCAGCAAUGGGCGGAUCAGGAUCUGGAUCCACAGAUGCAGCUGCUGCUGCAGCAGCUGCCAGCACGUGCCGGGAAUCCGUUCGGCGGCGAUGCCAACCUGAUGCAGGCUUACCUGGCCUUCCGGGACGAGUCACCACCGCCACCGCAGCAGCAGCAGCAGCAGCAGCAGCAGCAACAACAGCUGCAGCUGCAGCUGCAGCUGCAGCUGCAGCAGCAGCAGCAGCAGCAGCAGCCGUUGCAGCUGCAGGUGCAGCAGCAGCAGGUGCAGGCAUGUUCCGUUGCGGCCGGCGGCGGUCAGGGCGGCGCCAACGGCGGCAAUAGCCUUUCCUACGAGUGCAGCAACGGCAACGACCGCAUCACCACCGGCGCUACCGGCUCCGAAACGUCGCUCGCCCACAGCACAUUCCAGCAUUCGCCGGCAGCCCAGCAUCCGCCGGCAGCCCAGCAUCCGCCGGCAGUCCAGCUGCGGGCCGGGCCGCAGCUGGCCAGCGCCAAGGCGGCAGACGUGCAGCGCUAUCUGGACCAGGCAGCGGCGGCGCAUGCGGCCGCCGAAUCGGCGGCACGACAUGCGCAUGCGCACCUCUCCGCCGCCGCUACUGUGGCCGCCGCUGCUUUGGCCGGCCACACAUCGCGCCACGGUGGAUUUAGGGCGGCCGCGGGCGAGGUAGGCGAGGCCACCGCCGCGGACGCGGCAACUGGCGCGGGCGCGCCGGCCGCUGGCACGCUCGCGGCUGGGGGUGCGGCGGGCGAGUGCGAUUUCAGCAGGCGAGAGCCUGGCGUUGAGGGCAGCAUCAGCCAUCGCGUGAAGCGGCGUCGUGGGGGCGAUGCAGCAAACAAGCCGGCCGGCCUAGGUUACGGCAGCGGCGCUAGUGCUUCUGACGGCGAUGAGGAGGUUGGUGCUGACGACGAUCCCGAUUACGGCCCCGAUGGGCAUCACUGUGGUGGUGAUGAUGACGCCGGGGCGGCGGCGGCGGUGCCCAGUUGGGUCAUCCCAACCUGCGUCAGCACCUGCUACCCAGCCCUGCCGCCGCAGGUGCUGUGGCCGGCGCCGCCGCAUGGCCAGGAGGAGCAGCAGGCGCAGCAAGCGCAGCAGCCGCUGUGGGACGCGCAAGUGCCAAUGCGGUGCGCGUGGCCGGCCAGGGAGGUGGAAGCGGCGGCGGCGGCAGUUGCGGUGGCGGAGGCCGCCGCGGCAGCGCCAGCCUCUGCUCCAGUGGCAGCCGGCGGCUCGGCCAUGCGGCAGCCACCGCCGCUAGCAGCCAUGCAACGGGCGCACGCCGCCGCCCUGCUGAUGCAGCAGCGCCCCCAGGCCGCCGCCGCUGGCUCCGCCGCGGCCCUGCUCCUUGGCCGCACCGCGCAGGGCGCACCAGCGGGAUCACACGCGGGCUCGCUACCGCUACCGCCGCCACCGCCUCAGCAGCUGCAGCUGCAGCCCGUGCCGGCGCGUCCGAGGCGCGUGAAUGGCGCUGCCUCGUCUUCAGUGGCCAGCCACAAGCGCAGCCGCCACAGCGGCAUGCCGACCGGGGCACGUGCAGGAUCCAGCCGCGUCAGUGGUGCAAGGCUUGGCGCGGCCGGAGAUGCGGGCUGCGGCGGUGGCGGCGGUAGCGGCGGUGGCGGCGGUGGUGGUGGCGGUGGCGGUGGCGGCGGUGGCGGCGGUGGUGGCGGUGGCGGCGGUGGCGGCGGUGGUGGCGGUGGCGGCGGUGGCGGCGGUGGUGGCGGUGGCGGCGGUGGCGGCGGUGGUGGCGGUGGCGGCUGCGGCGGUGACGUUUUGGCCGCCGCACAUCCCCACCACCUGGCAGCAGCUGCUGCGGAGGCGGCAGCGGCGGCAGCGGUUGCACACUAUGGCGGCAUUGAGCGGAGCAGCUCCAGCAGCAGCCGUCGGCGUGCCUCCGCGCGACCGGCGCCGCUGGCGUCGCAGGCCACCACCACACGCGCCGCGGCAAGGUCUGCGGCAGCGGCGGCGGCGCAGGCGGCUGCGGCGCAGGCAGCGGCUUCCUUAUUGUGCAGCCACGGAUGCCGGGCUGGGGCAGCCGAGCUGCUUCCUGCGGUGGGCCUGCUGGCGGCGAGCGCCCCCUGGCAGCACCAGCAGCAGCAGCCACAGGGGCCACAGUACGUGUGCCUGCAGGAGCAAGCCUCGCAUCUGCAGCAGCAGCGGCAGCGGCAGCAGCAGCAGCAGCAGGGCUUCCCGCCGCACGCUGCCCAAGGCGGGUUGCACGGCGGUGUGGUUGGUGUUAUCAUGGGCGCGGCCGGAGGCGCACACACUACAGUGGUUUCGCCGAGCGGCGCGCGGCGGCCGCUGAUGCCGUGCCAGCCACCGCUGGCGGCAGUGGUGCCAGCGCACCCGUCGCAGGCGCUUGGUUGCGUGGCCAAGCCCGGUGCGGCUGCCCCGAAGCCCGCUAUGGCUGCUGCGUCCGCAGGGCUUCACUGGUCGGCUGCAGCUGGAAAUGGUCGUGGCGAGUUCCUAGGCAGCGCCCCUGCAGUGCCUAUGCAAGGCCUGCAGAUGCAGCAGCCCUGGCAUCUGCAGCAUGUGGCCAGCUUGUAUCCGGCGCCGCCCCAGCAACAGCUGCAGCAGCAACAGCAGCAGCAGCAGCGGGGCGGUGAUGGCGGCUGGGGGGCCGCGGCCGGUGGCGCCGCCGCGGGUGUGCCCCAGGAGCACGCGCGCCGGCCGCAGCUGCACUUCGCAGCGGGGCAUGCUCUACAGCAGCAGCAGCAGCAGCAGCAGCAGCAGCUGCAGCAGCAGCAGCAGCAGCUGCAGCAGGUGGUGGGGCAGCAGCAGGCGCAUCAGGCAGGGCUGCAGCAGCUGCCUUUCUGGGUGCUGGCGCAGUUGCCGCCCGCGGUGCUUGUGCGGCUGCAGCACAUCAGCGCGUCAGACCCCGCGGGCUGGCAGGAGCUGCUGCAGCGGCUGCUGUGCCCGCCGCAGCACGUUCAGCAGGGGCAGGAGCAGCACUAGCCGUCUGGGAUAUACGAAGAGGCAGCGGCGGGGCGGCGUGAUGGGCAGGUGGCCUUGCCAGCCGCAGAAGCCAAUGCCGUCCUAUGUGCUUGAAGCGUUGCUUGCUGAGGGGCACUGCCUUGCGAUGGGCCGAUUCGCUGAAUACGAAAGGGGAGCUAGCGUCAUGCGCCGCAGUUACUUCCAUUCAUGUAGUAUGGGUAGCGGUCCUCUUGUUAGGGCCAUCGCGAGGGCCGCGGGCCCAAUUUAAUCGCGUGUGUAGCGCACUUUCGAGUCGUGGAGGUGGGUGAUUGGGCGGGUGGGUGCAUGGGUGCGUAGGGCACAUGCACGCCAUGUUGUCGGGAAAUGCGCGAUCAAGAUAUUCAGUAUCAACGGUGAGUUCUAGCGUUACACGGAUACGCUAAAUGAUUACGCAUGGAUGCAAGUUUACGAUCGGGAACAGCCUUGCCGUGCAGAGACCACUUAGUGCUUCGCCGGACCAAAGUAGCGUGAGCUUAGCCCCAACCCCACCCCCAAACAACUUCGUGGUGCCUGGGGAAGGGCCUUGGGCAACCCUGGUCUUGGCUUUGCCAGGCCCGGAUGUAAGCUUCAUGUUAGUGCAUACACGUCAAUAAAGCUCAGCUGUAAUCAGUGGAGCAGGCAGGCGAGGUCGCGAGGAUAAUGGCCUGCCGUCCAACAAGUGUGCCUGACCUACCGGAAGACUCCUUAACCCCCCAACCCUGUUCACAUUGCCGGUUGCAAGAACCCAGGGGUGCAAGAACCUGUCGGGCGCUUUUGAAGCGGAGAAAGCCAGGAGGCGGAAAUUACGUGCGCCCGGGACCUAGGCACGCACUACCAUCGAUACUCAGUUUCGCACUCUUGAGCCUUAACAUCUGUGUAACAGCUCACAACA